Messenger RNA from Cimex lectularius (bed bug), 1347 nucleotides. RefSeq names its product rRNA methyltransferase 3, mitochondrial. The record is from RefSeq and is a predicted model, not a curated record. The coding region runs from base 537 to 1331 and encodes 264 amino acids. Gene Ontology annotation, biological process: RNA processing. The transcript has 4 exons. Gene Ontology annotation, molecular function: RNA binding; RNA methyltransferase activity. Lineage: Eukaryota; Metazoa; Arthropoda; Insecta; Hemiptera; Cimicidae.
UUAAUGGCAAUCAUAUCUAGUAUACAGAUGGCUCCAAAACUGGGUAAGUCUGCCAAAUGGUGGACUUUACCACCAAUGCAGAAAUUACCUUCAGAGUCGCCUGACUCUGAGUAGAUAGCUACUCUGUUAACGAUACCUAGCCUUUUAAUCUCCUUCGCACAGUGCCAAAUAGUCUCUGCUUAGACAUACAUAUUGCCCAGGGCAUAAAUAUCAGCUGUUUCACCCAUACCCAGUUUUGGAGUCAUCUGUAUACCAGAUAUGGUUGCCAUUAACUGGGAUUCCUUUCUCUCAAAUCUGCUCUACCAGGUAUUUUAGUUUGAAAUUUUUGAUCCCUUAAUUUAAGGGUCGUGGCUUCAACAGGCCUCCCCAGAACCCUGUCUGCCUGAAGCAUCCCUCGAAGCUUUAAUUGUUCCUUGCUUUGCAUGUAGGCUGUUGAAUCAAAUAGUUGAGAAGGAAUGGAUAAAAAACCAGUGAAGAUUAUCAGGCGUUUAAAUUUUUAUUUGGCUUGGGGAUCACGGUAAUGUAAGAGUGAAAUUAUGCAAAAAGUGAAAUCGAAAAAUCAACGCAAGAAAUCAGGCUUGAUUUUAAUAGAAGGAUUUAGGCAGUUGAAAGAAGUGAUGCAGUUGCAAGAAAAACCAUUGAUGGUAUUUUUCAGUCAGACCAAGGAUAUUCAGGACAUCCAGUUUGAUGCGAGUACAAAGCUGUACAAAAUGCCUUACAAUGAACUAAAAGUCUGGUCAGAUGUGACAACAUCACAAGGGAUUAUUGCCAUUUGUAAAAGGCCAAAAAUAGUGCCUCAAAGCGAAAGAAGUUUACCUGUCACUCUUGUUUGUGAUAAUGUCCGAGACCCUGGAAAUUUGGGAGCGAUCUUUCGUGUGGCUGCAGGAGCUGGAGUUAAAAAUAUACAGUUGACCUCUGGUUGUGUCGAUCCUUGGGACAUGAAAGUUCUUCGUGCAGGAGCAGGAGCUCAAUUUAAGAUACCAAUUCAUACCGAUAUAGCAUGGAACAGUGUACAUGAAGAAGUGGCGCAAAAUGGAUCACUCGUAUUUUUAGCUACCAAUCAUCCUACGUCUUCUGCACACCCUUUGCAAAGGGUCAAAAUCCCAAUAAACCCUUAUUACAAAGUGGAUUACACUUAUUCAAAUGCGGUCGUUAUCCUGGGUGGGGAGACCGAAGGACUGAGUAAUGAGGCGUACCAAUUGGCAAAUCAACAUAAUGGUAUGAGAAUAACCAUACCUCUACACAACCAAAUGGAAAGCCUCAAUACUGCGACUGCAGCUAGUGUUAUUUUGUUUGAAAUUAAAAAGCAGUAUAACUUAUUAUCUGAAUAAAUUGAUUCUGUUUUUA